Protopolystoma xenopodis is the source of this 297-nucleotide messenger RNA. NCBI's taxonomy places the organism in Eukaryota, Metazoa, Platyhelminthes, Monogenea, Polystomatidea, Polystomatidae. The record is from the annotation of a GenBank genome assembly.
AUGCUAAAUAAUCAUAGGCUAUUUGGCGCCAUUCUCUGUCUUGCUUGGCUUGUCUGUGCUCGCGGUUGCGGCAGCAGCCAACUGGCCGCCGACUUGCUUUGGAUGGUCAGCAGGCUCGUUAUUGCCUUCCUAUCUCUAUCCCUAUCUAAUCGCGAUCUUGUACUUGCCUUGAGGCAUAAGUCUCCAUGCUUGCUCAGCCUUGCACCACAGGCUUUUCCAGCACACCAGGUGAGCGAUCCUCCUUUUGUUAUGUCUCAGUGGCUUUUAUCUGUUCCUUCCUUUUUAAAUAUGAUGUGA